GGCACGAGAGAGAUCGAAUCAAACUGAGCCACUCCGGCGAUGGGCAACCCACCGCCGCUCCACGUCGCCGUCCUCCUCCUCCUCCUCGUCGUGCUGCCGGCGACGACCUUCGGGGCGGGCGGCGGAGGGGAGCCGCAGGAGGAGGAGUACCAGAUCCCCAGGGACGGGACGGUGCUGGAGCUGGACGACGGCAGCUUCGAGGCGGCGGUGCGCGCCGUCGACCUCCUCUUCGUCGACUUCUACGCGCCCUGGUGCGGCCACUGCAAGCGCCUCGCCCCUCAGUUAGAUGAAGCUGCUCCGGUGCUUGCUGGACUUGGCACGCCCAUCAUAAUCGCUAAGGUGAAUGCUGACAAGUACAAAAAGCUUGGGUCGAAAUACGGAGUAGAUGGGUUCCCAACUCUGAUGCUCUUUGACCAUGGAACCCCAACCGAGUACACUGGUUCAAGGAAGGCUGAUUUGCUCGUUGAGAACCUUAAGAAGAUUGUUGCACCUGAUGUUUCUGUUCUCGAAUCAGACUCAGCGAUCAAAAGCUUUGUUGAGGCUGCUGGCAUGGGCUUUCCUUUGUUUCUUGGAUUUGGGGUGGAUGAAUCAUUGAUUGUUGAAUAUGGAGCAAAAUACAAGAACAGAGCCUGGUUUUCUGUGGCAAAGGGUUUCUCCGAGGAUAUGAUGGUUUUUUAUGAUUUUGACAAGGUUCCAGCAUUAGUGUCUGUUAACCCAAAGUAUCAUGAACAAAGCAUUUUCUAUGGCCCUUUUGAUGACGGAGCCUUCUUGGAAGAUUUUAUACGGAAUUCCCUUGUGCCUUUAACUGUGCCCAUCAACAGAGAGACUGUCAAGAUGUUGGAUGAUGAUGGGAGGAAAAUUGUUCUUACAAUCUUAGAGGACGUUGAAUCAGACGAAAAUUCCCCGCGGCUGAUAAAAGUUUUGAGAUCUGCAGCCAGUGCAAACCGUGAUCUAGUGUUUGGUUAUGUUGGAGUCAACCAGUGGGAGGAAUUCACUGAGACUUUUGAUGUUUCAAAGAGCUUGGAGCUACCAAAGAUGAUAGUUUGGGACAAAAAGGAGGAGUACGAAACAGUUGAAGGUUCAGAAAGGCUUGAAGAAGGUGACUAUGGGUCGCAGAUUAGCCGUUUCCUUGAGGGAUACAGAGCAGGAAGAACAAUAAAGAAGAAAGUGGGCGGUCGAUCCCCAACCUUGCUUGGUGUGAAUGCGAUGUACAUUCUCAUCUUUCUGGUUGCUGUUCUUCUUGUUCUGAUGUAUUUCUCUGGGCAAGGUGAGGAAGAUCAACGGCCAAGACAACGAGCCCAUGAAGAUUGAAGCUGUACACUAGCUACUCCUGAAUGAUUUAGGUCAAGGAAUUCCUGAUGCAGCAGACCCCUCAGACUUGAAGGGUAUUUCUGAUUUUCUUGUGACAUGAGUUCCCAAUCCCAGUAUCUAUCCUUAGUUCUGAUUGUUGUCAAAUGUCAGCUAUCAACUCAUACACCUUUUUUUUGGUCUUAACGUGAAGAGAAUAGCCUACAGACAUUGUUUUAACACCACUUCCAACCUAGAAACAAUUUCAUUGAUUUUGCUUAAGGUCUCUAGGCUUGGUUUAUCAGUUUCAUUAUUCUUCUAAAUUGUACUGCAUUGAUCUGGACAUGCACCUGUGCUAUGUUCAUGUGUACAACAAGAACAAAUUAUAAGGAAAUCGACAGCUUUGUGUA
Molecule: messenger RNA, 1697 nt
Organism: Oryza brachyantha (malo sina)
Lineage: Eukaryota; Viridiplantae; Streptophyta; Magnoliopsida; Poales; Poaceae
Product: protein disulfide isomerase-like 5-3
Exons: 5
Coding region: 40-1311 (423 amino acids)
Biological process (GO): protein folding; response to endoplasmic reticulum stress
Cellular component (GO): endoplasmic reticulum
Molecular function (GO): protein disulfide isomerase activity
Source: RefSeq, a predicted model, not a curated record